Molecule: messenger RNA, 3013 nt
Organism: Seriola dumerili (greater amberjack)
Lineage: Eukaryota; Metazoa; Chordata; Actinopteri; Carangiformes; Carangidae
Gene: baiap2a
Product: brain-specific angiogenesis inhibitor 1-associated protein 2-like
Exons: 15
Coding region: 129-1754 (541 amino acids)
Biological process (GO): plasma membrane organization; actin crosslink formation; positive regulation of actin filament polymerization
Cellular component (GO): nucleoplasm; cytosol
Molecular function (GO): cytoskeletal adaptor activity; protein binding
Source: RefSeq, a predicted model, not a curated record
AGCGCAGCAUCGUCUCCCUCUCUCGCGGGCGCAAUACCUCGCCUACGGUUCGACCAACCUCGUGCAGCCAAUUUACCCACAUUUCCCCCUCUUUUACGCGGAUACACGUUUCAAGGAAAAAAACGUUUAUGGUCCUGGCUGAAGAUUUCACGAUGUCUCGCACCGACGAGGUUCACCGCUUGACGGAAAAUGUCUAUAAGACCAUCAUGGAGCAGUUCAACCCCUGCUUACGGAACUUUGUUGCCAUGGGGAAGAACUAUGAGAAGGCCCUCGCCAAUGUGACAUUUGCUGCCAAAGGCUACUUUGACGCUCUGGUCAGAAUGGGUGAACUGGCCAGUGAGAGUCAAGGAUCCAAAGAUUUAGGGGAUGUGCUGUUCCAGAUGGCUGAGGUCCACAGACAGAUCCAAGUGCAGCUAGAGGAGAUGUUGAAGUCCUUCCACAACGAGCUGCUCUCUGAGCUGGAGAAGAAGGUGGAGCUGGAUGCUCGUUAUCUGACUGCUGCCCUUAAGAAAUACCAGAUGGAACACAAGAGCAAAGGGGAGAGCCUGGAGAAGUGCCAGGCUGAACUGAAGAAGCUGCGCAGGAAGAGCCAAGGCAGCAAGAACCCCUCCAAGUACGGAGAGAAGGAGAUGCAGUUUGUGGAGACCAUCAGCAGUAAGCAGACCGAGCUGGACACCUUCAUCGCCGAGGGAUAUAAAACAGCCUUGUCUGAGGAGCGUCGUAGGUACUGCUUCCUGGUGGACCGCCAGUGUGCCGUGGCCAAAAACAGCAGUGCCUACCAUGGCAAGGGUAAAGACCUUCUGACCCAGAAGAUCCCAGUGUGGCAACAGGCCUGUUCAGACCCCAACAAGCUGCCAGAGAGGGCCAUGCUCCUGGCCCAGCAGAUGGGCUCUGCCGCCCUUGGCGGGACAAGCCCCCUGCAUACCUCCAAAUCCAACCUGGUCAUCUCAGACCCCAUCCCUGGAGCCCAGCCUCUUCCUGUGCCCCCGGAGCUGGCCGUCUUCAUGGGCAGUGGCCUUGGGCAUCCAGCGAGGCUGAUGGGUCCUGAUGGUAUGUCCAUGGUCAAUGGGACAACAGGAGUCCACGGAGAGGAAUAUUGGACGGAUGGGGGGACUAUGUCCGUGUCUCAAGUCAGGCCUUCAUCCCCUCAGACCCAGGCGCAGGGCCCGUCCCAGGCUCAGCCUCAGAGACAGGUCAGCGAUGUCUACUCCAACACCCUCCCUGUGCGCAGGCCUGCCCCCGCCAAGAAUAAGAACCCCGUGGGUGAGACACGGACCCUUCCCAGGUCCAGUUCCAUGGCAGCAGGCCUGGAAAAGAACGGGCGCUCCCGUGUCCAGGCCAUCUUCUCCCACGCCGCGGGUGACAACGGCACCCUGCUCAGCUUUUCCGAGGGAGAUGUCAUUACCCUGCUAGUGCCUGAAGCCCGCGAUGGCUGGCACUACGGGGAGAAUGAGAAGAACAAGAUGCGUGGAUGGUUCCCAUUCUCCUACACACGUGUGCUCCCUGAAAGCGACAAUGAGAAGCUCAGAGUGAAUUUGCACCAUGGGAAAAGUAGCAGCACAGGGAACUUGUUGGAGAGCGAUGCAUCACUGCCCACACCUGACUACGGCCUGACCGCCCGACUGCUGGCACAGAGCCUAGCGCAGACUCGCCCGCGCCCUUACAGCAUGGCAGGCUUUGGCACGCAGCCUGCUAUUGAGGAUUAUGACGGCCGCUUUGCCACAAGUUUGGGUCCAGAAUUGUCCCGGUUCUGAGGGAACAGGACCUCCUGACCGUUCCCUGGAGGUGUACCUCCGGCCCACCUUCACUGACGACCGAUCUGCACCCAUCUUCUACUAGCGGCCUGCUGUCCCCUAUUUUCUCCACUCAUGGGCCCUUACUUUCUUAAGGGGGAGAAAGAAAAUGGCCGACACUGGCAUGUUUAAGUUGUGUGAUUUGGAGGGUAAAAAAAAAGAAAAAAAGAAAAAAAAAAUAACCUCAAAAGCCAUUUUACAGUUCUAGGAAUCUAGUUUCUUUGCCGUGGAAAUUCACUCAGAGAAUUUUUCCAGUUAAUUCUCGUGAUGUUUUGCGAACGCUUCCACAAACAUCGAAUGUCUCAGCCUGAACAUUCAAGUGCAAGUGUGACAGUAGAUUUGUAUUAGUUAUUUAGAUCACACCAGUUGUGGAUAAGGUUUGGCUAAUAGGUUUUUACUAGUGAUGCUGUCACAUUAUUAUUUAUCUGCACUUCUACUAACGGGAUUUCUGAUUUUCCUUCAACACUGUACACUGUAAAUUUAAUUUGAGGAUUCUUUACAUUAAUGAGCAGUGAAGGCACACUCUGCAUUAGCUGUUUUACGUGAGGCUAGGGUGGAGAUAAGAUGGUCACUAACUGUUUUCAGUGAAUCACUGUAAUACGCGCUGAAGACAAAGUGUAGACUGGAUACUGCGACAGAAAGCUAGAACUAGACAGUUGCUGAGUAAACUGUAAUUCUGCUUUUGUUAAGUGAUAUAGUACUCUAUAUUUACUAGUUGUGAUACAGUAUACCCAGAUUUUCAAUGUGGGAACUGUGCCUUCUAUUUUUUCUUUUUUUCUUCUCCCUUUUUUUAACCAUAGGCUUCAUGCAUUGACCCAAUGAUUCUGUAAACUGGGAAUAUUUCCCCCCCUUUUUUUUUUACUUGUAAUGUUGCUUUUUUUUUUUUUUUUGGCUUAGCAAGCUUCAGUACAGUUCAAUUGAAAUGAUACAAGAAUAUUUAGAAUUGCUAUUUUUUUUCUCUUUGAUUUUCAGUGAUAGCCAAGCUGCCAGGAGAUGAAAUACAGUGCAUACAUAAUGGAACUUUUUUUUUUUUUUUUUAAAUAUUUAGCUUUGAGGGAGUGGUAGCUUAUCAGAUAAGGUACAGUAUUAUCAUAGCUUUUGAUCAUUCAUUCUCAGUAUUAUACACUCAUCAUGGAGGAGAGUGUAGAGCAGAGGCAUAUAUAUAUAUAUAUAUAUAUAUAUACACACACACACACACACACACACACAUAUAUAUAUAU